AGGUUUUAUUGUGUUAAUUUUCAAAUCUAUAAUAAUUACAUAAAAGCUGAAACCUUUGAAUACGCAAACUCUAUAGUUUUCUAAUGCGCAAAACGAAGGACUUUUAUUUUGAAUUUAGCCCUUACCUAUGUUGACAUUUUUACUUACACCGGCUUCAUUCAUCAUGUGUAGCAUCGUUUAGCGUUUACUUUUCUGCACUAAAUGCUCAAAUGUGCCAGAAAGGGUCUGAAGGAUAUAUAUGGCAGUAAGACCACCAAUUAAGAUGGAAGAAAGGCAGUAUUCAUCUCUGACGGCCCCUAUGGAUUAUCUUCAGUACUGGUAUCAAACCAAUCCUCAGCAGUACCAGGCGGAGCAGGUGCCUCAUUACCACCAGAUGGUUAAUGCCACUCAGUAUGCCGAGAGACCUGUGGAGGACAAAAUCAUGACUGAUCUUUCAGUGCAUCAAGAUCUGUAUCUGGAUCAACCUCAGCAGACUCAUCAACUCUCUGCGCAACCACCAGCCCUUCCGACGACUCCAGCUAAAGGAAAGAAAAGGGGAAGGCCUCCAAAAGGUGAAGGGAAGGAAAGGUCGGAAGCUGAAGAGUCUGCCAAGAAAGCAAAGAGGACUUUGGAUCGCUUCAAUGGGAUGUCAGUGGAGGAAGUCAUGGCUAGAAAGCUGCCAGAUGUCAUCACACAUAAUCUUGACAUGCUGAUUAUCGGCAUCAAUCCUGGACUGUUGUCAGCUUACAAAGGAAGGCAUUAUCCAAAUCCUGGGAACCAUUUUUGGAAGUGCUUAUAUCUUUCCGGUCUGACCGAAGAACAGCUCAACCACAUGCAUGAUCAGACGCUUCCUGAUCGGUAUGGCAUUGGUUUCACCAAUAUGGUGGAGAGGACUACACCCGGGAGUAAAGAUCUAUCAAACAAAGAGAUCCGUGAAGGUGGCCACCAGCUUUUGGAAAAGCUCCAGAAGUACAGACCGUUAAUCGCUGUGUUCAAUGGGAAAUGUAUUUACGAGACAUUUUGCAAGGAGAUCUUUGGAGUAAAGGCUAAGAACUUAGAGUUCGGAUUGCAGCCGUACAAAGUGCCAGAAACGGAGACGGUUUGCUAUCUGAUGCCAUCAUCAAGCCCGCGCUGUGCCCAGUUUCCUCGCGCUCAGGACAAAGUGCACUUCUUCAUCAAGUUAAAGGAGCUCAGGGAUCAAAUGAAGGGAGUGGUGAAGACUCAAGAGAUCCAAGAGACAAACUACACAUUUGAUGUGGCUCUGGCUAAAGAGGAUGCCAAAAGAAUGGCAAUCAAAGAAGAGCAGCAUGACCCUGGAUAUGAGGAGACCUGCGCUCAUGGAUCACAGCAGCACCCACAGCAAGCAUUUGAUGUCCAUCAUUCUACAGAUACAGACCAGGUAUCGGACAACCUGUGGACCAUGCAGCCGUUUGCAGACCAGAUUCCAGACAUCAGAUGUAGCAACAGCAACUGAACUAAAGUAGUUGUCGCACAAAGACUGUUGUCUACACUAUAUGUAGUGAGAAGGACCAACAUUUUUUUAAUUGUUUUAUUUGAUAUUUUAAUGUGUUUUGCCUGUUUCUGAGCGACUGAUUCUUAAGUUAUGUGAAUUCAGUGUGUGGAAGCGUGAAUGAACAAGAAACAUGAGACAUUCUGAUUGAGACAUUUGUUCAUUUUGUGCCUAUAUUUUUAUCCUUUUAAGGAGACUUCAGUCAUAAACUACCGUUCAAAGGUUUGGGGUUAGUAAGAUUUUUUUGGGGGGAGGAAAUCAAUACUUCUAUUCAGCAAGUAUGCAUUUAAAAUAAAUACAAAUUACUUCAAAAUAAUAGGAAAUAUUACAUGAUCAGCAAAUAUUCAUAUUAGAAUGAUUUCUAAUCAUGUAAAGUAUCGUGUGUCCCUGAAGACUGGAGUAACAACCCUGAAAUCAGCUUUAAAUCACUUUACUUUUUAAAAUAUAUUCAAAUAUAAAACGGUUAUUUAAAAUUGUAACACUAUUUCAGUAUAUUACAAUACAAUUUUUGCUCUAUUUUGGGUCAAAAAAAAAUGCAGCCUUGAUGAGCAUAAGAGACUUCUUUUUAAAAACAAAUAUAAAUCUUACCCAAACAUUUGAUUGGUAAUGUGUAUUCUGAUUAGCUGAGGUUUUCUGUUUUCGUGAUAUUGUAAUUUUCACAUUCACUUUUUUUUUUUUGUUAUUAAUUUUUUUUUAAUAUACGAGUUUUUUUUUAUUGCAACAAAUUCCUAAUGGAAACCAUGGCUGGACUCCGGAAGAGGUUUAUCACUGUGCAUGUCCUCAGUGCAUGGAUUUAUAGUAGUAUUGCAGAUGGCAUGCUCAGUCCCAAGUUAUGGUGCUUAUUGAAUACAGAUCACUCAAUUUACCUCAUUUUGAAUGCUAUUUUUAGACUUUUUAGAAUUGUGUUUGUUGUUUUGCAGUCAUUGUGUGUGUGUAUAUAUGUUUAGUACCAUUUUGUUACAUCAUAAUAACCCAUCUUAAGUUUUGUUGUGAGAAUUAUGUACUAUGUAUGUCAUUUUGUAAGCUGUAUUUUAUUUAUUUUUUAUAUGUAUGUAUUACUAAGGGCCAAAUAAAGCCAUGUGUAUUAGUUAUUGUCACAACUGAAUUUAAAAUACAUACCUUUCUUUUACAUCUAAAAUAAAAGCCUCGACUAUAAUCUUCGUUGUGGGGAAAUAAAUGAAUAACAAUGUUUUGCAAGGUG
Molecule: messenger RNA, 2690 nt
Organism: Puntigrus tetrazona (Sumatra barb)
Lineage: Eukaryota; Metazoa; Chordata; Actinopteri; Cypriniformes; Cyprinidae
Gene: tdg.2
Product: thymine DNA glycosylase, tandem duplicate 2
Exons: 11
Coding region: 239-1453 (404 amino acids)
Biological process (GO): base-excision repair, AP site formation
Cellular component (GO): nucleus
Molecular function (GO): mismatch base pair DNA N-glycosylase activity
Source: RefSeq, a predicted model, not a curated record